UGGAGAAGAUCCAGAAAGCCAAACUCCGACCAGACAAAGCGAAAUGCCUCAGAGAUUUCACAGACUCUUGGAGAAAAUUCCAUACAGCGCUUCAUAAAGACAACCCUAAGACUACAGACUCAUUUUACCCAGCCAUGCGCCUUAUUGUUCCACCAUAUGAAAGGGAAAGGAUGGCAUAUGGAAUAAAAGAGAGUAUGUUAGCUAAGCUCUACAUCGAUGCCUUGGGUCUCCCCAAAAAUGGUCCUGAAGCAAAUAAACUUCUAAACUACAGAACUCCCACUACACCCCAAGGGGAAGCAGGAGACUUUGCCCUUAUGGCAUACUUUGUUGUUAAAAAACGAUGCACAGACCAGAGUAGUUUAACCAUCAAAGACGUCAAUGACUUUUUGGAUUCGGUAGCCAGAAACAACGCCAGUAAGCAGAAGGAUCAUGUGAAGAAAGACCUCUUGAAUGUGAUCACGCACAGUUCGGCUGUGGAGCAGAAGUGGCUCAUUCGUAUGAUCCUGAAGGAUAUGAAGUUAGGUGUAAGCAAAGACACUGUGCUUCAGGUGUUCCAUCCAGAUGCUGCAGAACUCUACACUGUCACCACCGACCUGGAAAAGGUUUGCAGACAGCUGCAUGACCCCUCUGUUUCCCUCAAUGAGGUGUCCAUUGGACUCUUUUCAGCUUUCAAACCCAUGUUGGCUGCUGGUGCCAAGAUCAUGCAGGUGGAGAAACAGAUGGGGAACCAGUUCUUCUACAUCGAGACUAAACUGGAUGGUGAACGAAUUCAGCUUCACAAGGAUGGCGAUGUGUAUAAGUACUACUCACGCAACUCCUAUGAUUACACACAGCAGUUUGGGGGUUCACCACUAGAGGGCUCCCUCACCCCAUACAUUCACAAUGUCUUUAAACCUCAUGUAGUGAACUGUAUCUUGGAUGGUGAGAUGAUGGCCUUUAACCCUGACACUGAGACUUUCAUGCAGAAAGGUAGCAGGUUUGACAUCAAGAGGUUGAUGGACGACUCAGAGCUGCAGACAUGCUUCUGUGUGUUUGAUGUUUUGUUGGUUAAUAACCAGAAGCUUGGGAACCAGCCUCUAAAGAAGCGAUAUGAAACCAUACAAACUAUCUUCACACCCGUUAAAGGAAGGAUACAGCUGGUGCCUAAAGCGGAAGCGAGAACAACGCAGGAUGUGGUGAAUGCUCUCAAUGAAGCCAUUGACAAUCGAGAAGAAGGGAUCAUGGUUAAAGACCCUAUGGGUAUCUACAAACCAGAUAAACGAGGAGAGGGUUGGCUGAAGAUUAAGCCGGAGUAUGUGGAUGGUUUGAUGGAUGAACUGGACCUGUUAAUAGUGGGUGGUUACUGGGGGAAAGGCAGGCGCGGCGGAAUGAUGUCUCAUUUCCUCUGCGCGGUGGCGGAAACUCCGGGUCCCGGACAGAAGCCCGCCGUGUUCCACACCGUCUGCCGUAUUGGGUCCGGCUACACCAUGAAAGAGCUUUACGAUCUGGGGUUGAAGCUGGCCAAGCACUGGAAGGUGUACCGCAAGAAUGACCCGCCGGCGGCCAUCCUGUGCGGCACAGAGAAACCGGAGGUGUACAUCGAGCCGCGCAACUCGGUCAUCAUCCAGGUCAAAGCGGCGGAAAUAGUAUCGAGCGAUAUGUACAAGACAAACUGCACUUUGCGUUUUCCGAGGAUCGAGAGGAUCAGGGAGGACAAAGAAUGGUACCAAUGCAUGACCCUGGACGAGUUGAAUCAGUUCCGGGGUAAGGCCUCUGGAAAGCUGGCUUCCAGACAUUUUGAUAUCCAGCAGGAGCAGCCGGACAAGAAGAAACGUAAGCUGAUGGCGAAGCCCAAGAAGACGGUCGGCAUCGUCGACCACUUCAAGUCGCAGGAUCUGUCUGCCAUCGCCAAGGAGACAAACAUAUUUGAGGACGUGGAGUUCUGCGUGAUGAACGGAAACGACCGGUGCUCCAAGGCGGAGCUGGAAAAAGGCGUAGCCCGCUUGGGUGGCAUCGUGGUACAGAACCCCGGAAAGGACACGUACUGUGUAAUCGCCGGGGUGGAGAACACAAGAGUGAGGAACCUCAUCAAGUCUGACCAGCAUGACGUGGUGUGGGCCACCUGGCUGCUGGAGUGCCUUGAGAAGAUGGAGUUUGUUCCCUGGCAGCCACGGCACAUGAUCCACAUGUCGCCCUCAACUCGAGAUCACUUCGCCAAAGAGUAUGACCAAUAUGGCGAUAGCUACUGUGUGGACACCGAGGAGCAGCAUUUGAAGGAGAUUUUUGGACGAAUGGCCAACGUUGAAGCAGAAGUACCUUCUCUGGCACAGAUUGAAGCCAGAUAUGCUUGGGACGAUCUGCCCACCAGCAUGUUUAGACCCUACAGGGCGUACUUCGAUCGGUUUGCCAACGUUGAGUCCCCAGACACCGUCGUCCGAGGGACGUGUUUGGACACUCGAGCGCUAGAGUUCCGCUUUCACGGCGGUACCGUGGUGGACAAGGUGGAGGAAGGGAUCUCUCAUGUUAUAGUUGAGAACGAAACGAGAAUACUGGACUUGAGGUUUCUCAGGCGACUCUUUACCAAAAAGUUUAAAAUAGUUCGAGAGUCAUGGGUGACGGACUCGAUCAGUGCGGGACAUUUGGAGAAUGACAGUGAAUACCUUGUGUGA
This is a messenger RNA of Chanos chanos (milkfish), 2648 nucleotides long. It is a transcript of the gene lig4, whose product is annotated as ligase IV, DNA, ATP-dependent. The transcript has a single exon. The record is from RefSeq and is a predicted model, not a curated record. Gene Ontology annotation, molecular function: ATP binding; DNA binding; DNA ligase (ATP) activity. NCBI's taxonomy places the organism in Eukaryota, Metazoa, Chordata, Actinopteri, Gonorynchiformes, Chanidae. Bases 135 to 2648 code for a protein of 837 amino acids. Gene Ontology annotation, cellular component: DNA ligase IV complex; DNA-dependent protein kinase-DNA ligase 4 complex. Gene Ontology annotation, biological process: double-strand break repair via nonhomologous end joining; DNA biosynthetic process; nucleotide-excision repair, DNA gap filling.